Rhodofomes roseus is the source of this 2012-nucleotide messenger RNA. Its product is annotated as MATE efflux family protein. NCBI's taxonomy places the organism in Eukaryota, Fungi, Basidiomycota, Agaricomycetes, Polyporales, Fomitopsidaceae. Gene Ontology annotation, cellular component: membrane. Gene Ontology annotation, molecular function: antiporter activity; xenobiotic transmembrane transporter activity. The transcript is spliced from 16 exons. The record is from RefSeq and is a predicted model, not a curated record. Gene Ontology annotation, biological process: xenobiotic detoxification by transmembrane export across the plasma membrane. The coding region runs from base 90 to 1895 and encodes 601 amino acids.
GCCAGUCGGGCCCGUGAAGAACUCAGACGACCUCUGAUUUCCUGCGCAUUCCAUUCGUGACCGCGGUACUCGCGUCAGACACGGCCAUUAUGUCGCAGACGUACGCGCACUACUCCACGCCCUCCUCGCUUCCCUCCGACUACGCCCUCCUCUCCCGCUACGCCGCCGCCCACAACAUGAGCCCAGAGAAUGCGACCAACGCACGCGACGAGAACCCCGUGGACGAAGAUAGCGCAAUCGAAGAGAGCGAAGCCUCACCUGAACGACAUCGAAACCCUGCGAUGCCCGCGGAACAAGCUGGAAGACGGAUGAGCUUCCCGACCUCCUAUAUCUCCUCCUUCAAGCCUACUGUGGGCCCGCUACCUGACAAGUCGGGCUACCGGUCGGGGCCAGCGAACUCCAGUGAUGCCUCUGAGAACACACCUCUGCUCGCACCCCUCGUACCUCGUAUCGAGGAAGAUGUUGACAGAGCAGACCCCGCAGACGCGGAAAGCUACUCGACGAUGUUGAAGGAAGAAGUCAGAAUCUUGGCAAAAUACACGUUGCCCGUCUUUGGGACACACGUUCUCGAGUAUUCUCUCGUCAUUGCGUCCGUCGUGUCCAUAGGACACUUAUCCACUACCGCACUCGCCGCGUCGACGCUGGGAUCCAUGACUGCCAGCGUGACGGGGUUCAGCAUCAUCCAGGGCUUUACUAGCACCUUGGACACGAUGCUCCCCGGCGCGUGGACCUCGUCCCAGCCACAGCUCGUAGGCCUCUGGGCACAGCGCAUGGCUGUCGUCAUGGCCGCUGUCCUAGUGCCUAUCAUCCUGAUCUGGUUUAGCUCCGAGAGCAUCCUGCUCUUCCUCAAACAAGAGCCCGAGGUAGCUCGCCUAGCCGCGACGUAUCUCAAGUGCUCUGUCGUUGGGCUCCCCGCGUACGCCUUCAAUUCUAUCUCUCGGCGGUAUUUCCAGUCCCAAGGCCUGUUCACAGUGCCUACUCGGAUUAUCAUGGUCAUCGCGCCAAUCAACGCAGUGCUCAACUACGUGCUUGUAUGGGGUCCAGAGCCGGUGCGACUGGGGUUCAUCGGUGCACCGAUCGCGACGGCUGUCUCGUUCAACCUCAUUUCGCUAGCGUCAAUCGUGUACGGCAUCUUCUUUGUUCCUCGCACGGCAUGGCACCCCCUGAGCCGCCGGUGCUUCACGAGUCUCGGUGUGCUCGUCCAUCUUGGGCUCGCGGGCGUUGGUCAGACCGCGUCGGAAUGGUGGUCCUGGGAGCUCGUCGGGCUUGCGGCUAGUAUGCUCGGCCCCGUCGCACUCGCGACGCAGUCGGUGCUCCUCGUUUCGUGCUCGACGACUUACCAGGCGCCGUUCGCUCUGAGCGUAGCCACCUCCGUGCGGGUGGGCAACUUGCUUGGAGAACAAAAGGCGAAACGUGCGGGCGUAGCGGCUAAUGCCUCUAUCCUGAUGUCGCUCGCCAUCAGUUUGGUCUGGAGCACGAUGUUCAUGGUCUUCCGCAAGUCAUGGGCGCACCUCUUCAACGACGACCCUGAGGUCGUUUCCCUCGUCGCCGUCAUCUUACCCAUCGUCGCGCUCUUUCAGGUGUUUGAUGGCCUCGGCGGCGUGACUGGUGGUAUCCUCCGUGCGAUUGGAAAGCAGUUCACCGGGGCACUGCUGAACCUAAGCGCAUACUACGUGAUUGGCAUUCCCUUCGGCCUCUGGCUGACCUUCUGGCGGGACAUGGGCCUGCAUGGGCUCUGGGUCGGGCUGACCGUGUCCCUUUUCUACUGCGGCACAAUCGGUGUAUGGAUUUGCGUGCACACCAACUGGCAGCGUGAGGUGGAGAAGGUACGCGCGCGGCUUGAUGCGGAUCGCAAGGAGGGCGAGGGCUAUGAGAGAGACGCAGAGGUGGCGUAGGUCAGUACUAGGUAUGAGGUGCGCGUGGGGCGUGCGAUCUAAGGGGGAGGAUCUUGUGACGACACGAUUUGGAAAUUAAUGCUUUCUUGUUCUCACCGGUACGUCCGGCGCAGUGGA